UUGUUGUUGUUGUUCAUAUUCACAUACACACAAAUUCCUUCCUUGCAUUUGUAUCAUGAAUCUUUCCUGCAACUGUACUCAGUGAUGUUUCUCUCUUUUGCUUCCUAGCCAGGUGUUGUGUUGUGAGUUACACAGAGUUGAUCUGCUGGUUUUGAAGCAGAUUUCAAUAAUGAUUCUUGCUGCUCUUCUAACUUCAGUUGGAAUUAACCUUGGACUAUGUUUCAUAUUUUUCACCCUCUACUCUAUAUUGAGAAAACAACCUUGUAAUCUUAUCGUCUAUGCUCCACGCUUAGUUUCUGAAAGAAAACGUGAAGAGGGUGGUCAAUCUAACUUGGAACGUUUAUUAGCUACUACUGAUUGGGUCUCAAAAGCCUGGGAGACCUCUGAAGAACAAUUUCUAUCAACUGCAGGCUUAGACGCUUUUGUCUUUAUGCGCAUAUUUGUCUUCAGUUUAAAAAUAUUUACUUUUGGUGGAAUUGUGGGGCUCCUCAUUCUUCUUCCAAUUAAUUGUAUGGGGAGUCAGCUUCGUGAUAACUCUAAUUUUCAAAACAAGUCUUUGGAUUCCUUCAGUAUUUCUAAUGUUAACAAUGGUUCAGACAGGUUAUGGAUCCACUUUUGUGCCGCAUAUGUCUUCACUGUAGUUGUCUGCAUUCUUCUUUAUUAUGAGUAUGAGUAUAUUUCAUCAAAAAGAAUUGCUUGUUUCUAUUCAUCCAAGCCUGAGCCUCAUCACUUUAGUAUAUUAGUAAGAGGUAUUCCUGUUCCAACUGGAAGCAAUUGUACCGAUAUUGUUGAGCACUUCUUCCAGGAGUAUCACCCUUCUACUUAUCAUUCACAUGAGGUUGUUCGUCGAAGCAGUAAACUUCAAAUCCUAAUUACAGAUGCAGAGAGACUGUACAGAAGGCUCACCCAACUGAAGAACAACGACGACACUCCUCGACGGCAAAGGCGUGAUGGAUGUUUGGGACUUUUUGGUCAUAAAGUUGAUAUGUUAGAUCAUUAUGAAAAGACAUUAGGAGACAUUGCAGACAAUGUGAGAAUAGAACAGCGUUCAUUGGCAGGAAAGGAAGUUCCAGCUGCAUUUGUCUCAUUUAAGUCACGAUUUGGUGCUGCAAUAGCUCUAAACAUUCAAGAAAGUGUAAAUCCCACACACUGGAUUACUGAGCAAGCUCCAGAACCUCAAGAUGUUUAUUGGCCUUUCUUUUCUGUCACAUUCAUUAGAAGAUGGAUCAGCAAGCUGGUGGCUUUUGUUGCCUGCAAUGUUCUUACAAUGCUAUUUUUAAUCCCAGUUGCUCUGGUACAAGGUCUUACCCAUCUUGAUCAGUUGGAAACCAUGUUCCCUUCUCUGAAAAGCAUACUGAGAAUGGCAGUUGUCAGCCAAGUUAUAACAGGAUACCUUCCCAUUUUGAUUCUUCAGAUGUUUUUGUCAGUUGUGCCACCGAUUAUGAUUAUGCUUUCAUCUUUGCAAGGAUACAUAUCAUGGAGUCAAAUACAAAAAAGUGCAUGCACUAAAGUAUUAUGGUUUACUAUAUGGAACAUUUUCUUUGCAAAUGUAUUAUCAGGGUCAGCUUUCUAUCGAUUGACGAUUUUUCUUGAGCCCAAAGAGUUUCCCAGAGUACUAGCUGAAGCUGUACCAGCACAGGCAUCAUUCUUCAUAGCAUAUGUUGUGACAUUCGGAUGGACUAACAUAGCAUCAGAACUCUUUCAAUUGAUUCCACUUCUUUACAACUACUUUAAUGUAAUUUUUUGUGGAGAUAGUGACACUGAUGAUUUUGAGGCACCAUCAAUUCCUUACCACAGUGAAAUUCCCAGGAUUCUUUUCUUUGAUCUUCUUGGUGUUACAUAUUUCAUCCUUGCUCCUCUAAUACUUCCAUUUCUCUUAGUCUACUUUUGUUUGGGAUACAUCAUUUAUCGCAACCAGCUUUUAAAUGUUUAUGUGCCAAAGUACCAUACUGGAGGAGAGUUUUGGCCUACAGUGCACAACUACACAAUUUUUUCAUUGAUACUGAUGCAUAUUAUAGUAAUUGGGAUAUUUGGGCUGAAGAAGCUUCCACUUGCAUCUGCUUUGAUUCUACCUCUUCCUAUUCUCACUCUUCUAUUCAAUGAGUAUUGCCGGAAACGCUUCUUUCCUAUUUUCAAGUCUUAUCCUACAGAAUGUUUGAUCAAGAAGGACAGAGAAGACCAAAAUGACCCUAACAUGUCUGAAUUUUAUGAUAAGUUGGCCAGUGCAUAUAAUGAUCCAGCUUUGAUGCCAAUCAAAUAUUCAGGAAGGUGUGGUAAUAACCCCAGGCUUCCUCUACUUAAUAACUUAAAGGUUUAAGUUCAUAAUUAGCUUCUUAUGGCUUCCCUUGUAAGUAACAAUGUAGAGUUUAACACAUGGUUUGUUAUGCUGGUAAGACAAUGUACCUUCAACUUCUGACUUUGAAUUUAUAUUUGAUU
This is a messenger RNA of Vigna unguiculata (cowpea), 2436 nucleotides long. RefSeq names its product hyperosmolality-gated Ca2+ permeable channel 2.3-like. Gene Ontology annotation, molecular function: calcium-activated cation channel activity. Gene Ontology annotation, cellular component: plasma membrane. The record is from RefSeq and is a predicted model, not a curated record. Lineage: Eukaryota; Viridiplantae; Streptophyta; Magnoliopsida; Fabales; Fabaceae.